AUGUCACGCACGACCACCAUGCCCGACCUCGUUGCCGCCAUGGCCCAUAGCGAACCUUCGUCGCCCUUGCCUUCCUCCCUUCCGAACCGAUCGUUUGUCGAUUUGUCGUCCGUCGACUACAUUACAUUACAAUUUUGGAAAUACCCUGUAUAUCAAAAGACUAGAGGCCUGGGAGUUAUUGGUGCUUUAUUCGUACUUGGAAUUAUUUGA
This is a messenger RNA of Penicillium malachiteum, 210 nucleotides long. RefSeq lists its product as uncharacterized. The coding region runs from base 1 to 210 and encodes 69 amino acids. Lineage: Eukaryota; Fungi; Ascomycota; Eurotiomycetes; Eurotiales; Aspergillaceae. The transcript has a single exon. The record is from RefSeq and is a predicted model, not a curated record.